CGCGGUGUGAAGUGGCGCUACACCGAUGAGCUCAUCAUCGGCACCCUCUGUGCACGCCGCGGUGCACCAGCUCUCUGCAUGGUGCGCCCCGAACGAUGUGCGCGUGGUCCUCCUGGUGGUGGGCGCCAAGCAGCUCGUGAUCGUGUACGACCCGACACCUGCUGAGGCCGACCAGCUCAUCCGCAGCUCCUUCCCGCCCAACGGGGUCCCCGGCCUGUUCCGCACCUGCAUCCGCAACUGCGCGGUCGCAGACGCUGCUGACGCCAUGCUGCAGAACAGCCCCUUCCUUCAGCGGUUCACCACCUCGGUCGCGCAGCACGGCUUCACGUUCGACUCUACGACCGUCAUCAAGCUGCGCCCCGACACGGUCAUCAGCAACCGCGAGGACCAGACGCCCUUCACCGACCUGCGCGUCACCGGCGCCAAUGCCGCGCGGAUGCAGCUGGGCGGAAUGGGCACGCUUGAGGCCACGACUGAGGGCGCCUACUACAACAGCCCGAUCAUGGCCGUGAUGCUGUCAGAGGACACCACCCUGCCCGGCGCCAAGGCCACCUUCUACACGGUCGGCAUCCUGUCUGCUGACCGCACCUCGUCCGUGCGUGUCAAGCUGUGCAUCUGGGCGUCGUCUGGCGCGCUGUCGUACGAGGCGCACGUGCUGCAGUACGCACUGGACACCAAAGACGCCAUCGCCCUCAUUGGCUACCGCCCUGAAUCCGGCCUUCCUCGGGCUGUCAUAUACACCCUGCCUGGCGGUCAUGACCUGUCCAGACACUGCCUGCUUCACCGCCAGCUGUUCUUGCUCUUCACUCCAGCCGUGCUAGUGGUGCUGCUGCCCCGCUCGGUCCGCGGCUACAACGUCCUGGCCGGCCUCGACACUGAGCUGGCGCCGGCCACGCCCAUCGCUGCCGGUGCCGGCUCUGGUGACGCCGCCGCCGCGGUGGCGGGCAGCCCAACUGCGGCGCCGCGCGCGCUGCCGCCGCCCGCCCCCAUGCCCAAGGUCCAGCCCAUCGCCGACGAGCUGGUGGACCUGGUGGGGACCGGCUACGCCGACAUGAGCGACCGCCUCAUCAUUGACCACGACACCCGCCGGAUGCGCAUCAUCAGCGGCCUGAAGUUUGACGUGCUACGGGUGCGCGGUGACGGUGUCAGCAGCAGCGGCUCCCCGCCGUUUGUCUGCCUGACUGCAUUCCGCAACAAGGCAGGCAACGCAAUCAAUUGAACAUGCACUCACAAGGCACAGCAUGGACCCCACAGGCUACCCCGCCAGCGUCAUGCACCGAGACCUGGCGCAGGACACGAGCAUCCAGAAGGCCGAUAUCAAC
Messenger RNA from Chlamydomonas reinhardtii, 1322 nucleotides. RefSeq lists its product as uncharacterized. The record is from RefSeq and is a predicted model, not a curated record. The coding region runs from base 26 to 1219 and encodes 397 amino acids. The transcript has 5 exons. Lineage: Eukaryota; Viridiplantae; Chlorophyta; Chlorophyceae; Chlamydomonadales; Chlamydomonadaceae.